Temnothorax curvispinosus is the source of this 2481-nucleotide messenger RNA. RefSeq lists its product as uncharacterized. The record is from RefSeq and is a predicted model, not a curated record. The transcript is spliced from 10 exons. Lineage: Eukaryota; Metazoa; Arthropoda; Insecta; Hymenoptera; Formicidae. Bases 20 to 2041 code for a protein of 673 amino acids.
UUUCACUUACAGGCCAAGGAUGCGGCUCAUCGCGGCGAUUCUCGUCGUCGCUCUCUCGGAUGCAGCGAUGUGCGGCCAAGACUUCGGCGGUCACGCGCUCUUUGUGAGAACCGCGGACGCGGAGCCCGCACGCUCGAGAGUCCAACGGGCUGCUGCCACGGUAUCGCCGGCAGACAUGAUGGCACAAAAUAUCCUAGAGUGGAUUCAAGGCAUCUACCAGCAGGGCACACGUAAAAUUCGCCAGCAAUCAGAUUCAAAUGCGUACUUGCCGCCCUUCAGCACCCAACGACCGCCCGAAAAACCGCGACCCUUCCAGCCAGCUCCUCAACAAAACGAUGUAACGGGUUACACUCCUCAACGGCCGUCGUCGGUCUACACUCCGCCGAUUAUCGGUUACUCAUCCGGGCAACCUUCCACGCCAUUUUCUACACCGAGACCAAGCCAACAACCCUCAUCGACAUACGUGCCGCAAGGCUUCAGAGGCUCCUCGUCCUACAGCCCUCGACCGAGUCAGCCCUCGUACACUAACGCGGGUUCGUCGGCCUUUCCGCCACUGAAUCCCCCGGAAACGUCGUCCACUUACCUUCCGCCGCAGCCGCCGUCUUACCCGUCGACCAGUCCACGACCGCCUCCUUCCAUCGGACCCUCAGGACCACCCCCGACAAGAGGCUAUCCCAGUCCGACCGGGGGAUCUACUUCGACGGGUGGAUAUUCAACUCCCGGAAGACCAUCCCCUCCCUUUACUACACCAGGUGAAGUUGACGCAGGCACUAAUGUAGGUACUCCAGGAGUUCCAGGAGGAGGUCCUGGAACUCCUGGAAUUCCUGGAACUCCUGAAACUCCUGGAACUCCUGGAACUCCUGAAACUCCUGGAACUUCUGAAACUGAAACUGGAGAGACCGUUGAUGACGAUCUCAAUCAUCCCCCGCAUAUCCAUAAUCUUGACGUCGAAUGCAGUAAGGACAUGAUGACAAUCAAUAUCGAAUUCAAUCGAGCUUUCGACGGUGUUAUUUAUUCUAAGGGAUUUUAUAUGAACCCGGAAUGUACCUACGUAAAACAAAAUUCUGGCUCGACGAUGUAUUCUUUCACCGUGAAUCUAGAUACCUGCGGAACUCAGUUCAUCAACGAUUUCGAGGGUGAAGCUGGUCAAGCGUAUUUGGAAAACGUCCUCGUAUUACAAAAUGAACCGGGUAUACAAGAAGUCUGGGAUACAGUUCGAAGAGUACGAUGCCUCUGGGAAGGGAACAUCAAUAAGGCCCUAACGGUGAAUCUCUCAGUAGAUAUGUUGAACCAGGAGAUCGUUACCUUUAGUGGCGAUACUGCGACAGCUAAACUGGAUAUUCAAAUCGGCAAAGGACCUUUCGCACCCGCAGCCGAUGGACUCGUAAAGAUCGGAGAAACAAUGACCUUAGUAGUCUCCGUGGAGGGCGAUCCUGGUUUCGAUCUUCAGGUACGCGACUGUUUGGCGCGAGACGAAGCCUCGACCAACAUGCUGCAGCUCACCGACGAAAGAGGCUGCAUUUUGAAACCGAAGCUGUUCGGUGCUUUCCAAAAGACUAAGGACACCGGCAAUACAGGCGCUUCUAUUAUCGGUUAUGCGUUCUUCCAAGCCUUUAAAUUCCCCGAUGUUAUGGAUUUGUACAUCGAAUGCAACAUCGAGCUAUGUAAAACUAAUUGCGAACCUUGUCCGGAAGCAAAUCAACAAAUCGAGCCAGGAAGACGUCGUCGAUCGGUAACAUAUGCACCACCUUCGAGCAACUGGACGAAUUCGGUUCUGUUAUCAGAUCCGGUUCGUGUUGGGCGGCGUUUCAAAGUAAUCAUGUUAGAUGACUUGAGCACAGCGUCCAGUCAGGUCCUAGAUAGUAUGGAGGAAACGGCUGUUGAAACGAUGAUAAAAGCGAAAGAGGUCUGCAUGAGUAACAGUGGAUUUUACACGACCUUCUUCCUUAUGUUGAGCACAAUCUUCGUCGCGACUAUAAGCGCGGUUGUAUUAUAUGUUAAAUUGCAACGAAUUCGCAGACCGAAAUUCGUGGAUUCGUAGGAUGGUAUUAUUGUUGUAAUAUCUUUAUCGUAAUAAUACCAGAAAGUUUACGUAGGAAAUGACGAGCGCGUGCCAGUAAUCAAAUAACUUAAAGUAAGAGGAUUAUCUUAUCGCUUCGUAAUCAUUCAACCACAAAGAAAUUGCUGAACAUCGAAAGAAAACAUCCUAAAAUAUUUAAAAUAGCUGUUAUUCAACAAUUGCAAACAGCAGAAAUUUUAUUCAGCUUGUUGCUUUUAAUAUUUAUAAAUAGAUUUUUAUAAAACGUUAUUUUCAUUCAAACAGAAAACUUAUUCUGCUCGAUGGCAGAACAGAGAAGUAGCCAUAUUUUACUUAUUAAUUUAUAAAUAUCUAACAAGCUACUCGUGCAGUCCUCGAAUAACGAGAGUGCUCAUUUUGUGUAAUGCUUGAAUACCGAUGCGUGGUGGUAUUUAUUGCGAUAU